GGAAGGAAAACCACAGGAAGUGGUGCCCUCCCACUAGGGAGGAGGCACGCAUUGUUGUUUGUGUAUAAAAUCUCACACGGUGCUCAAAGGAAUCAGAUAAACUCCUGCUUAAGGAAGGAACAACUGCCAAGAAAUGCAAUGCCCUCCCAAGCCACUGUUUGCCAGCUGGCUCAUAGAGCAAGUACAGGCAGGCCAGUAUGAGGGUCUGCGCUACGUCGCUCCAAACAAGAUCAGAAUUCCCUGGAAGCACAACUCCAAAAGGGACUGCAGUGAUGUUGACACUAAAAUAUUUCAUGCAUGGGCAGUUGUCAGUGGUAAAAUCAGUACAUUCCCGAAUGAUAAGGCCAGGUGGAAAACAAACUUUCGCUGUAACCUGAACAACCACUCACUGCACUUCAAACUGAUUGAAGAUAAGUCCAAGACUACAGAACCUCAUAAAAUCUAUGAGAUUAUCAACACUAAGAGCAACGACGAAAGUACACAGAAUAUACAACACUCAUGGGAGGAGUCUGACAUGAUUGUUGACCUCUAUAGGGCUUCCCCAGAGCAACAAUUUGUUAAAAAUCAUAGUCAUACAACAGAAUAUUUCCAACAACAUACAACUGUCCAGGGAAACUAUUCUGUUGCUGCAAUAGCCGAGAAUGACCCUCAUCUUUUAACAGUAAAUCCAUAUCUUCCUCAAUAUCAGAGUAUUGACUUGGAGGUCUCCAUCCACUACAGAAAUAGACAAAUGCUAAAGACUAUAGUGAACACAGCCCGUCUCCAACUCCACUACCUCCAACAGGCCUUUGAGAACAACUCCUAUCCUCUCUGCUUCCCCACCACUGAAGGCCUGCUGGACCACAAACAGAUUAAAUACACCAAUUGUAUCCUGAACAGUAUCCAGAGAGGUCUGCUCCUUGAAGUCCAUCAGUCUGGAAUUUAUGGCAUCAGGCAGGACACAUGCCGUGUGUUUGCUAGCACUGAUAAAGCCAGCAUGGCUGAAGCACACCCAAUUAAAUUACCCAAAAACACUAUUGUGGAGCUCUUUAGUUUCCAGAAGUUUAUUCAUGAACUAAAACAGUUUAAAGAGAACAACGGGAGCUCUCCUAACUAUACCAUCACAAUGUGUUUUGGAGAGAUGUUCCCGGAUGGAAAACCGCUGGAGAAGAAGCUUAUUAUAGUACAGGUGGUCCCACUCAUCUUCCAAACCUUUCACGAGAAGGCCCAGAGUGAGGGAGCGUCUUCUCUGAACAGCGCCAACGUCAGCCUCCAGUUGUCACACAACAGCUUCUAUGAUUUCAUUGCUUCACACUUGAGCCCACCAACAACUGAGUUUAGCAAAGAGUCCAAUUGAGAUUUUUUUCCCUCCUAUUUUGCCAAUAAAUUCUUAAUAAACCCCCA
Messenger RNA from Phyllopteryx taeniolatus (common seadragon), 1383 nucleotides. RefSeq names its product interferon regulatory factor 7 (gene irf7). The transcript is spliced from 10 exons. The record is from RefSeq and is a predicted model, not a curated record. Gene Ontology annotation, biological process: immune system process; regulation of transcription by RNA polymerase II. Lineage: Eukaryota; Metazoa; Chordata; Actinopteri; Syngnathiformes; Syngnathidae. Bases 134 to 1336 code for a protein of 400 amino acids. Gene Ontology annotation, cellular component: nucleus. Gene Ontology annotation, molecular function: DNA-binding transcription factor activity, RNA polymerase II-specific; protein binding; RNA polymerase II cis-regulatory region sequence-specific DNA binding.